GAACACAAGCAUGCAUCAGUAUAUCUUCAGCUGAUGUCCUGGAGGACGCUUCGUGAUUGAGGUGACCUGUGUUUACAAAGUGAGAUCAGUGUUUUUCUUCUCUGGAAUUGUGACAUGCUUUUGUUCGGGCCAACUUUCCAGUUUGAAAUGCGAGAAACGUGUCUGUCAAGUUGAUGAUUGGGACACGACCCGUUUCCCCCGGUGCCUACGUGCUGAUCAUCCCGUGUACCCAUCCAGAGCACAGUGAUUGAGACGCAGCUGCCAUGUGCGCAUCCUCUCAUAUAUUCACGCGUGCGUAAUUCUAGACAGUUUUUGAAAAUAACUAAGGUUGCCGAUUAUGGGUUAGGAAGGGACGAUUUUCAUGUGUAAAUUCGUGUUUGGACUCUACUUUUAUUAACACCUCGCUGGCCGAGCGCUCCACUGCUGGUGUGGACUGAAAAGGGGGACUGCUGUUACGCGCCCUGGGUGUGUCAAUGGACGUCACGGAAGUCCGCUAUCCGGUGGCCGCACUGUGGGAACUGUAUAAAUCCGCGCCAGUAUCCAAAACGAUGGGAAAAAGUUGCACUGGAGUUCAAGCGCGGUGUCCUGUUGCGUGAUCUCCCGCAGCUAUCCUCAGGAAACCAACCAUCUGUAUCCACUGACCAGCAGCGCAGACAGACAAGUGCGCUGCGCUGUGUUGAGUCUGGAGGGAGAGAAAAAAAAAAGAGCAGGAAUAAAACUUGUUUCAUACUUCACAAGCCGCCCGCUGCAUCGGAGUCCCCCCGAGAUGAUGAAUUUUAUCCUCAUCUGCCUGCUAUGUGGAUUGUACGGUGUUCUUGCGAGAGAUAAAGAUCAGAAGGGGAAGUACAGCGUCCCAAUUCUGGAUGUGAAGUCUCGGCAGCUCGUCCUGGACACCAACCAGACACUACUGCUCAGCUGCAGGGGUCGCUGGGAGCUGUCAUGGGCGCUCCCGUCAGGUUUGUCUGGGGAUCAGGUGCACGUGGAGGAGUCUCGCUGCGGGAGGACGAGCACACUGUACUGCAGCGUCGUGACGGUGAGCCGCAGCCAGGUGCAGCACACCGGCCAGUUCCGCUGCAGGUACCGGCACCGAACCCGAAGGCAGACCUCCAUCUAUGUAUAUGUCACAGACAGCCAGCAGCCAUUUGUGGACCCUCCGGGUAUGAGCCCAGAUGUGUUGUACCUGAAGGAGAAGCAGCCGCUGGUCAUCCCCUGCAGGGUCACCCACCCGAAUGUCACCACCACGCUGGUCAAGCAGUACCCCAACUACAGCCUGAGUCCGGACCAGAGGAACAUUAUUUGGAACAGCAAGCAAGGCUUCACCAUCCGAUCUCCCACCUUCUUUUACAUUGGCAUGUUCUUCUGCCAGACAAUCACUGACGGCGUCACACACAAGUCGCGUGUGUACUUCGUGCACAGACUGGUGAGUAACAUCAUGGAGGUGUAUCUGAACAGCAGUGGACCAGUGGAGGCCCUGAAGGGAGAGAGAAUGGUCUUGAACUGCACUGCCACUGGGGAGCUGAAUACCAGAGUCAACAUCACCUGGGAUUACCCCGGAAAGAUCAACAACACAGGCUUCACGUCCAAGAGGCUCCUGAAACAUCGAACGCACAUGUUGUUCUACAAUAUUCUGACCAUCCCGAAGCUCCAGCGUUCGGACCGCGGCCUCUACACAUGCCGCGUCACCAGCGGGGAGAAUACCAAACAGCAGAAAGUCACCGUCACUGUCUUCGACCGUCCAUUUAUCCGCCUGAAGCCCAGACACGAAUCUGUGAUGGAGGUGCAGGCGGGACAGAAAUCUUACCGAAUCUCUCCCAAACUACGAGCGUUCCCCGCCCCUCAAGUCAUCUGGUUGAAGGAUGGCAAGGUGGCAGCGGAGCAGUGCUCCAGAUACCACAUGGAUGGAAAUUCCCUGGUGAUCCGGGAUGUAGCAGAGGAGGAUGCUGGGAAGUACACUGUCCUGGUACGAAUCCAGGAACACGGACUCUUCCAGAAUCUCACACUCAGACUUGUGGUCAAUGUGAGUCCUCAGAUAGGGGAGAAAGCGGUGUCGUUGCAGGACCCGGGUUCAGUGCCGCGAGGGAGCAGACAAGCACUUCACUGCACAUCCCACGGAGUCCCGCCUCCACACAUCCAGUGGCUGUGGCAUCCCUGCCCGUCUAAAGGCCUGUGUGUGUGUCCAGCAUCCUCUUUGCAAUGGAGCUCUGUGACAGAAAGAAUCCCUGCCACGUCCACAAGCAACCACAUCCUGAGUGUUGCAGACAGACAGGAAGUGCUUCAGGGGAAGAAAAAGACAGUGGGGGUCCUGACUGUAGGAGAGGCCUCGGUGUCUGGAGUGUAUCGCUGCGUUGCCUCCAACUUGGCGGGAACCGACCAGCUAGACAUUCACUUCUACGUCACAGACGUCCCAGGAGGCUUCAGUGUGAGCCAGAGGGAGGAGCCCAGAGAGGGCGGAGACCUUCAUCUCACCUGUGUAGCCAAUAGGUACCUGUACACAGCGUUGUCAUGGGAAAGGGUGAAUAACACAAAGGACACCCAUUCCCGCAUCCUUGCCCCGAGUAGUCAGCAGCUCACUUCUGGGGAGUUCUCCAACUCUCUGAUCCUGUUGAUAAGCAACCUGACAGCCAGAGACUCUGGAGCUUACAGAUGCUCUGCCCGUCACCUCAUCACCAGACGGAAGACACACCUGGACACACAGGUGGUGGUCACAAGGCUCAACGCGUCAACUUCCUCCCUCGAGACCCCCAUGAGGGAAUUGCGAGAGAGACAGGGUGACCAGAAAGAGAGAAUUUUGGAGCCUCCGGUGCUGCUUAAUAAUUUGACAGAUCUUACUGUCAACAUUAGCAGCUCAGUGAUCCUCAGCUGCCCCUCUGAGGGCGUCCCAGCCCCAACUAUCACUUGGUAUAAGGACGAACAAACUCUAUCUCAGGGAUCAGGUAUUGUGAUAUCACCAGAAGAUGGGACCCUCCAUAUUGAUCGAAUCACAGGGGAGGACCAGGGCCUGUAUACCUGCCAGGCCACCAAUGAGAGGGGCUCUGCAGAGAGCUCUGCCUAUAUAUGGGUCAACGGUGCCUCAGAGGCCUCAUUUCUGGAGCUCCCCAUGCUCACUUGUACCUGUGUGGUGGCCACGCUCUUCUGGCUUUUGCUCACACUCAUCAUACGCAAACUGAAACAGCCCAACAACUCAAACACCAAAACCGAGUACCUGUCCAUCAUUCUGGACACAGGAGAGGGGCCAAUAGAAGAGCAGUGUGAGAGACUGCAAUACGACCCCAACCAAUGGGAGUUCCCCCGGGAGCGGCUCCAAUUAGGGAAACCUCUGGGCCGUGGAGCGUUUGGUAAAGUGAUGCAGGCAUCUGCGUUCGGUAUAGACAACACCACCAGCUGCAGCACUGUGGCUGUCAAGAUGCUCAAAGAGGGAGCUACAGCCAGCGAACACAAGGCUCUGAUGACUGAGCUCAAGAUCCUCAACCACAUUGGACAUCAUCUAAAUGUGGUGAAUCUAUUGGGGGCCUGCACCAAGCCAGGAGGACCACUGAUGGUCAUUGUCGAGUACUGUCGCUAUGGAAAUCUCUCAAACUUCCUGAAGAGCAAGAGAGAGGUGUUUGUGCACAACUCAUCGGCCGGAGAAAAGGAUGGAGAUCCAGGUUGUGUCGACAGCCAGAGCAGCAUCAGAGCAGAGUUUGAUGAGGGAGAAGAGAAAGAUCCCAAAUCUGCCGCAAACUCCCCAUUAUUCCUGGAGGACCUCAUCUCCUUCAGCUUCCAGGUGGCGCGAGGGAUGGAGUUUCUGGCUUCUCGCAAGUGUAUUCACAGAGACCUGGCAGCCAGGAAUAUUCUGCUUUCUGACAAUAAAGUGGUCAAGAUCUGUGACUUCGGCCUGGCCAGAGACAUCUACAAAGACCCCGACUACGUCCGCAAGGGAGAUGCCCGCCUCCCUCUUAAAUGGAUGUCACCAGAGUCCAUCUUUGACAAGGUGUUCACCACCCAGAGCGACGUCUGGUCCUUCGGCAUUCUGCUGUGGGAGAUCUUCUCCUUGGGAGCGUCUCCGUACCCCGGUCUUCAAAUAGAUGAGGAGUUCUGCCACAGGCUGAAGGGGGGAACAAGGAUGCGAGCACCUGAGUACAGCACAUCUGAAAUUUACAGCACAAUGCUGGCAUGCUGGGAGGCCAGUCCCUCAGAUCGACCCACCUUCACCAACCUGGUGGAGACACUGGGAGACCUGCUGCAAGCAAGGGUUCAGCAGGAUGGGAAGGAUUACAUUCCUCUGGGAUCUUUCAAGACUCCAGACACUGGUCGCAGUGAGACGUUCAAAGAAAACCCGCUUGCAGUCACAAACUUGAGUUACAUGAGGGGAAUGGCCACACUUCAGAUUUUUGAGGAACUGCCCUGCGAGGAGCCAGACAGCCCUGAAGAUGAGCAAAGCGACAGCGGCAUGGUCCUGCCGUCUGAGGAGCUGAACCAUCUGACGUGGAAUAACGGCACCAAGAACCGGAAGCUGAGCAGGUGGUUCUUUUCCUUCGCUAAGUGCCGAGACAACCAGAUGCCUUUCCUGUGCAAUGACAUCACAGGUCUCCGUGAUGACGAGCCGUCCAUCUUGCCAUGUGAUUGGGAGUCCGACGAGAGCGGCUCCCCUCCACCGGACUACAACUCAGCCUUCCUCUACCCUUCCCUCUAGCACCUGUUCUUGUCCAACUCUUUGAUGCCCUCACACAGGUUGUUUAUAUUGUCCCGCUUGUCAUUUUUAGUCAGUCAGGUCUGAUUAUUUUUUUUAACCUUUUCAACUUGCGUCCUCUACCUCAGUAUCUGCAUGUAUCCUUCUGUCCUCUUCUCCUCUUUCUCCAGAUUUUAAACAAAACCCCAGUAUAAUCUCGCAUUACUACACAUAACGCCUUCCAAGAGCAGCUAAGUAUUACCCGAUAGUACUUAUCACACGCAGAAUGUAUUUACUGACCUACAAGUAUCAGAGCUUAUUGUAUUGGUACCUCAUGUGCUGAGCUUUGUGAAGAGGAACACUGCUGUAUGAAUUAAUUGUUUCUCCUGCACAGCUUCUAUAUGCUGGAAAAAAGUUAUUAUCCACUGAAUUAUAGUUUCUAGACAGGGUAUAUCGGUCUGUAUUUAUUUGAAUGCUGUAAUGUUUUCCUCUUUUCCUCUGAUCAUUUCAUGGAUGAGUUGUCCAUGUCUGUAUCGGACCUUUCGUGAAUGUAAAUAAACACUUAGUUGCCAGGUUGUUAGGUACAUCUAAGUAAAACUAACACAGUGUAACACAGCAGCUCUGCCGUAACAUUUAAUUUCUCGAGGGUUACAAUGUUCAUGUUUUAUUGAAGCUGUUUUAGAAAGCUGCAUCCCAGUAGUAUCAAAAUGUAAUGUGACACGAAUGACCGAGAUUACCGUUCAGUCGAAUGAAACGGUUUCAAUAAAAACUGUUGCAAGGCUUUUGUUCACACUAGUUUUACUUAGAUAUGCUUCAUAAUCUGGCAACUGAGUGUCUGUUUAAUUCUAUAUUGAUUAUCCUUUGAUAUAGAAUCCACUUAAGUCAUUCAGGGUUGACAAAAAUGUAUGAUAUAUACAUUUUCUCAUGCUGUUUUUUUUUUUUUUUUUUUUUUUUUGCAAUAUAAUUCAAUUAUUGUCGAUUCAGCUGUCAUUAUUUUCCUCAUCAAAUGUUCUUUUUUCCCAAACCGUCAGAGCUGAAAUGAUUAUUGGAUCAACAGAAAAUUUUGAAUUAUAGGCUAGAAACACUAACCAUUCCCAACUUCGAGCUCCUCAGCUGUAAGAACAUGCUGCUUUUCUAUGUCCUGGAUGACAGUCACUAGAUAUUUCUUUUAGUUUUAGACAGUCAGGCUAGGUAUUCAAAGAUCCACUUCUUUUUUUUUACCAUUUUCUGACUAAAUAUAAUACGAACGAAUCACAGCAGAUAAAGUGUUAAUGAAAACAAUUGUUAGCUGCAUCCCUGCAUUACAUAAAAUCACCAGAUACUGUCGAUCCACUACAAUAUUGGUGUCUAAUCUACUUCCUGGUAUUAAAGGAUAAGGUUACCCACAAAUGAAAAUUCACUUGUCUACUCAGUCCCAUACUGAUGGAAAGAAACAUUUCUGGAGCUUCACAUCAGCUGCAGUGAACAUUUCACCUUAGAAAUUACGCAAAAAUAAAAAAAUGUCUUGGGUGUAUCUGGGAUCUCUGGGUUUCCAGAGAUUAUGAUUAUGCUGGAAGGGCUGUAUGUAAUCAUUUUAUGGGUUUAUUUUGGUUAUUUUGACAUUUUUAAAACAAGUCGCCAUCUACUUAAGUUGAGUCACACACCCAGUUUCAUCAUGAAGCUCUAGAAAUGUCAACAGAACUUCACACUUUCCAUCGUCACGGGGGUGAUUAGAUAAUGACCAUCUUUUCAGUUUUGGGAUGACUAAACCUUUGAUAUGGAAUCUGUGUCUGGACAGUGAAAUCCAAUUUUUUCCUGCAUUUGCACAUUUCUUGUUAUCCAGAUACAGACUGCAUGUGUCCCUUUGCAUUGCGAAUGUCCCAGCUGACAGAUUAUCGACAUCUCAGGCAUCUCAUUUUAUAGGAAGUGAGCCAGAACUAUAUCUUAACAGCGUCUAGUGUGACUUCAAGGUUUGUUCAGCUUUGAUGAAGUGCAUUUUAUUUGCCUUCAUUUUCAGUUUUAGAGAUGAUUAAUCAAAAAAUGUAAGUGCAACUCAUUAAAUAACCUACAUGUUGACCUUAGUGUUGUUUUUAUGCUUCUAUAACUUGUUUAACAGUUUAACUUUUGUACAUUAACAGCUGUAAUCUAAUGCAAAAAAAAAGACAAGAUCCUGCAUGUAUCAGUUUUGGUAUUCUUUAUUAAAAUACUGCUGUACACACAAAUAUUGCAAAAUUUGAGACAAUGAACACAAGAGGGGCAUAAAACAUACUAAGAUGGUGAUUGUAGGUGUGCUGAUGUGGGGGAGGAGAAGAUGGUCGUCACUAAUAUUAACUGGAGUGUGUGUUAUGAUGUGGAAGAUAGUGAUAUGAGCACUGACAUUGUGUAGAUCGAGUUGGGGGGAGAUUGUGUGUGUGUGCGUCUGAAGGUAAGCAUGUGUGUUUGUGUGUCGAGGGUUUUAUUUUCUAAAGCACCACAUUCACCAAAUAUGUUUUUGUCUGUUCAUUUCACUAAAACUGAGGAAGUAGUACAUGAUCUAACACAGCUGGCUCCCUGCAGGUUUGUUGCCCUCGAGUACAGACCAUCGACUUCAGCCAAGACACUGCUCUCGUUUAUUCCCUUUCAUCUUGAUUUGUCUUAUAACUGACAGUUUAGUUCGCUGUGUGACCCUGUUGUCCUUCUUCAGUCGCCACAAGCUACUGAGAACAAGACGAAUUAAUCGAGAGCAGUGGGUUGAGACAGCACAGAUUGAUCUCUUUGAAGCAGGUUCAGUUAAUUUGAUUCAAAUCAUCAGUGGAAUAUGACCCGUGCUCAAGGGCAACAUGGAAUCCCUCACAGCAUGAUCUCCACAAUGUUAACUUCCUUUAAAAAAAAAAAAAAAAAAAAAAA
Molecule: messenger RNA, 7513 nt
Organism: Acanthopagrus latus (yellowfin seabream)
Lineage: Eukaryota; Metazoa; Chordata; Actinopteri; Spariformes; Sparidae
Gene: flt1
Product: fms related receptor tyrosine kinase 1
Exons: 31
Coding region: 767-4672 (1301 amino acids)
Biological process (GO): positive regulation of kinase activity; multicellular organism development; vascular endothelial growth factor receptor signaling pathway
Cellular component (GO): signaling receptor complex; plasma membrane
Molecular function (GO): vascular endothelial growth factor receptor activity; ATP binding
Source: RefSeq, a predicted model, not a curated record